This is a messenger RNA of Capsaspora owczarzaki ATCC 30864, 1617 nucleotides long. RefSeq lists its product as hypothetical. The coding region runs from base 1 to 1617 and encodes 538 amino acids. The record is from RefSeq and is a predicted model, not a curated record. NCBI's taxonomy places the organism in Eukaryota, Filasterea, Ministeriida, Capsasporidae. The transcript has 3 exons.
AUGCAGCUGAAUGACGAUUUCGACGAUGCUGACAGCGCGCAUCUCGGCGACGACGAGCUCGAGCUAGACGACGAGGAUGACGAGGACGACGACGAGGACGAGGACGACGAUGAGUUGCAGUCGGAUGCAUCGCCACCAGUGCGGCAGCGGCGAGGAGGGUCGCUUUUGCUGUCCAGCCACCACCACCACGACCACAACCACAACGACCGACAGAAUCACCAGCAGCAUCAGUACGCGAGCAGCACUCACGGGACACGCAUGCUGGUCCAGCCGCCGCCCGCGCUCGACGCUGCACGGCUCGAUGAAGACGGGAAUGAUGACGAGGACGAUGCGAAUCUGUACAUCCAUCUGCAGCGGCCGAGACCAGUGCGGCCAGCCAUGCAACCCCAGCCAGAGCAUCAGCAGCCGCGAGUCUCGAAUCGCGGUCGUCGGCUGGGCGUCAUCACUCCAGAAGGAAGCGACCACGACCAUGAGCACGGCCGGGAGCACAGCCAGGAGCACAGCCAGGAUCAUAACGAUGACGAUGACAUUGAGCAUGAAUACGAGGACGACGAGAGCUUGGCCGACGCGGAUGGCAGAGUCCGCUCGCUCCGCUUACGCGCUCAGAACGGCCUGGUCGCCCAGCGUGAACGAGCCGUGAGCACCUCGAGUAGAGCCAUUCCACUACCAUCACGACGAGGUGCGAAUGAGACAGCAGUCACAGCCGGAACAUUUGGAUUUGCAAGCCAAGGCGGCGCGUCGCAGUCGUGGCCUCCUGCUGCUCCUGCUGCUGCUGCUGUUGCUACUGCUGCUGCUGGUGGUGGAGCAGACCAUCCGAGUGCUGUGCGUACAAGUGGCGCGCGUCUCGUGUUGGUGCGAAACUCGCCGACCCCGAACAGACGCCGGCCAGUUCCAUCAUCGCCGUCGCCUCAGCCAGAUCGACCUGCGUCUCCUGCAAGGUCGAGAGCACGGCCGAGUGUUGGAGACGCACCCGCACCCGCGACGGCAAGCACGGCAAGUGGUACCUCGACCACCCCUCGACGCACCACUCGCCGGCAGGUGAAUAGCCGCUUGGCAAAACGUCGCGAGUUGAGCGAGGACGAGGUUCUUGCUCCUCUGCGCAUGCUCUCGUUGUACAAUACCGUCCCAGAAGAACUCGCCCUGGCCGCGCAAGCCGCACAGCAAACAACCGUACUUGGCGCAGCCACAAGGCGAGCCAUUUUGUCCGGCGAAGGGUCUACCAGCUCCAACGCAUCGCUUGAUCAGCCCAAGGCAUCGGCCACCAUGGAAGCCUCGCAGGCAAAUAACAACAACAUCUCCAACGACUCGCCCAGCGAUGCCUCGGUUGGCGCACCUGUGCGGCCGAACAAGCGCAGGCUGGUCAGUACGCCACUCGAGCGCUCAAUGAACGAUCUGUUGGACGCCGUCAUCGAGUGCAACACGCCACCAGCCACGUCAAAUCGUUCCGGGCGGCCACUUCAAGAUGAUGGCGGUUAUGAAUUGCCUGCAACAGGGGUCGAGUCGCCGUUUGACGUUGCACAGGAAUUGACAUUCCUGGUCAAGCGCGUUCGCGUUCACGAGCCCAUGGGAUGGGCGUCUGGGCUUGUUCCUGGCGAAUCCAUGUCUUACAUUACAUGA